UUAUAAAUGGAAAAAAAAGAUGUGCCCUCUGUCAUUGAGGGCUGCAAAGGGUAGCGACUGGCUGGAGCACUCAGGUGCAGCAGAGAGAGGGGUCAGAGCAUGAGUUCCAAGUCAAAAUACGUCGGGAUUAUCGGAGCACCUUUCUCCAAGGGACAGCCACGAGGUGGGGUGGAAGAAGGCCCUACAGUAUUGAGAAAGGCUGGUCUGCUUGAGAAGCUUAAAGAACAAGAGUGUGAUGUGAAAGAUUAUGGGGACCUUGCAUUUGCUGAUGUCCCUAAUGACAGUUCCUUUCAAAUUGUGAAGAAUCCAAGGUCCGUGGGCAAAGCAAAUGAACAGCUGGCUGGUGUGGUGGCAGAAGUCAAGAAGAACGGGAGAGUCAGCCUGGUGCUGGGCGGAGACCACAGUCUGGCAGUUGGCAGCAUCUCUGGCCAUGCAAGGGUCCACCCUGAUCUUGGCGUCAUUUGGGUGGAUGCUCACACCGAUAUCAACACUCCACUGACAACCACAAGUGGAAACUUACAUGGACAACCUGUAUCUUUCCUCCUGAAGGAACUAAAAGGAAAGGUCCCCGAUGUACCGGGAUUCUCCUGGGUGACGCCCUGCUUAUCUGCAAAGGACAUCGUGUAUAUUGGCCUGAGAGACGUGGACCCUGGGGAACACUACAUUUUGAAAACUCUGGGUAUUAAGUACUUUUCAAUGACCGAAGUGGAUAAACUAGGGAUUGGCAAGGUGAUGGAAGAAACACUCACUUAUCUGCUUGGAAGAAAGAAAAGGCCAAUUCAUCUGAGUUUUGAUGUUGACGGGCUGGACCCAUGUUUCACACCAGCUACUGGCACGCCAGUCAUGGGAGGUCUGUCUUACAGAGAAGGUCUCUACAUCACAGAAGAAAUUUACAAAACAGGGUUACUCUCAGGACUAGAUAUAAUGGAAGUGAACCCAUCUCUGGGGAAGACACCAGAAGAAGUAACUCGAACAGUGAACACAGCAGUCGCAAUAACCUUGGCUUGUUUUGGAGUUGCUCGGGAAGGAAAUCAUAAGCCUAUUGACUAUCUAAGUCCACCUAAGUAACUAUGAAAAAAAAAUCUCACGCUUAAUGACAUAACUAGUGGUUCUAAUAAUUUACUUAAGCCUGCACUUAUUGUCCUAAAAAGUUGUUCCUUCAGAAAAAUAUUUUUCCAAUUAAUAUAAACUUUACCAAAUCCCUCUUUGCAUGAAAUUGAAGAUUUGGUCAUUCUAACUUUUGCAUAAAUAAAAGGCUUUUAUAUCCCAUUUUGGCAAAAAGACUUAUCCUUAGAAAAAGAAUUAUAUAUUAAUUUCCAAUUAUACGUUUCCUGACAUUAAAAAAAAAAGAUGCAGCUAUAUGAGGUUCCAUGCAUAGAGUGGAACUCCUGAUAUCAGCAGACAAAGCUGCAUCGCCUGGAACGGUACCACAUGUCCAUGUUGCUCAAAAGACGGGGUUUUUAUAAUAAACUCUUUAUAACAAGA
Tupaia belangeri chinensis (Chinese tree shrew) is the source of this 1485-nucleotide messenger RNA. RefSeq names its product arginase 1 (gene ARG1). The coding region runs from base 100 to 1068 and encodes 322 amino acids. The record is from RefSeq and is a predicted model, not a curated record. Gene Ontology annotation, molecular function: arginase activity; manganese ion binding. The transcript is spliced from 8 exons. NCBI's taxonomy places the organism in Eukaryota, Metazoa, Chordata, Mammalia, Scandentia, Tupaiidae. Gene Ontology annotation, cellular component: cytoplasm; nucleus; cytosol.